AUGGCGAGCAAAGCUGGGCAAGUUAUCAAAUGCAGAGCUGCCGUGGCAUGGGAGGCAGGGAAGCCGCUUGUGAUUGAGGAGGUGGAGGUAGCGCCUCCUCAGGCAAUGGAGGUUCGCUUGAAGAUCCUUUUCACUUCUCUUUGCCACACUGAUGUCUACUUCUGGGAAGCCAAGGGCCAGACGCCGGUCUUUCCGAGGAUCUUCGGUCAUGAAGCGGGAGGAAUUGUUGAGAGCAUUGGCGAGGGCGUGACGGAUCUUGCUCCUGGAGAUCAUGUCCUUCCAGUUUUUACUGGAGAAUGCAAAGAGUGUGAACAUUGCAAGUCUGAGGAGAGCAAUAUGUGCUCCCUACUGAGAAUCAACACAGAGAGGGGCGUUAUGAUUAAUGAUGGUGAAUCAAGGUUCUCGAUUAAUGGAAAGCCUGUCUAUCAUUUUCUUGGAACCUCAACUUUCAGUGAGUACACUGUAGUUCAUUCUGGUUGCGUUGCUAAGAUCAAUCCUGAGGCACCACUUGAUAAAGUUUGUGUUCUUAGUUGUGGCAUCUCAACUGGCCUUGGUGCUACAUUGAAUGUUGCAAAACCACCAAAGGGUUCAACUGUUGCUGUGUUUGGCUUGGGAGCCGUAGGUCUUGCUGCUGCAGAGGGAGCUAGGAUUGCGGGAGCCUCAAGAAUUAUUGGCGUUGAUGUGAAUCCUAAGAGGUUCGAUGAAGCAAAGAAAUUUGGUGUCAAUGAAUUUGUCAAUCCAAAAGACUAUGACAGACCAGUACAAGAGGUGCUUGCUGAGAUGACUGGUGGAGGAGUUGAUCGAAGCAUUGAGUGCACUGGGAAUAUUGGUGCCAUGAUAUCUGCAUUUGAAUGUGUUCAUGAUGGAUGGGGUGUUGCUGUUUUGGUUGGCGUGCCUAACAAAGAUGCCGUCUUCCAGACCCACCCCUUGAAACUCCUCAACGAAAGGAAUCUCAAGGGAACUUUCUUUGGAAACUACAAGCCUCGCUCUGAUCUCCCUUCGGUCGUUGAGAAGUACAUGAACAAGGAGCUGGAGCUGGAGAAGUUCAUAACUCAUGAAGUACCUUUUUCUGAGAUUAACAAGGCCUUCGACUAUAUGCUUCAGGGGGAAGGUCUCCGCUGUAUCAUCCGCAUGGAUGCUUGAAGACUUUUAUCU
Messenger RNA from Dendrobium catenatum, 1155 nucleotides. Its product is annotated as alcohol dehydrogenase 1-like. Gene Ontology annotation, cellular component: cytosol. Bases 1 to 1143 code for a protein of 380 amino acids. Gene Ontology annotation, molecular function: S-(hydroxymethyl)glutathione dehydrogenase [NAD(P)+] activity; zinc ion binding. The transcript has 10 exons. Gene Ontology annotation, biological process: formaldehyde catabolic process. The record is from RefSeq and is a predicted model, not a curated record. Lineage: Eukaryota; Viridiplantae; Streptophyta; Magnoliopsida; Asparagales; Orchidaceae.